AUGAUGAUGAUGUUGAAGAGCAGCAUCCUGCUGAUCCAGAAGGAGCUGGGCCCAGUCAUCGGGGUGCAGCAGCAGCAGCUGGGACACGUUCAAGACGAUCAGCAGCCAGUGAAGCCAGGCAGAAAGUUCGAGAUCAACUUGGAACCCGUCGGAAAAAGGCAGAGCCGAAAAAACGUGGAAAUAAGCCAAAAAUUGCGGAACCCAUCGAAAAUUUGGAUGUAG
Gongylonema pulchrum is the source of this 222-nucleotide messenger RNA. Lineage: Eukaryota; Metazoa; Nematoda; Chromadorea; Rhabditida; Gongylonematidae. The record is from the annotation of a GenBank genome assembly.